Molecule: messenger RNA, 1018 nt
Organism: Uloborus diversus
Lineage: Eukaryota; Metazoa; Arthropoda; Arachnida; Araneae; Uloboridae
Gene: Prosalpha6
Product: proteasome subunit alpha type-1-like
Exons: 1
Coding region: 98-934 (278 amino acids)
Biological process (GO): ubiquitin-dependent protein catabolic process
Cellular component (GO): proteasome core complex; nucleus; proteasome core complex, alpha-subunit complex
Source: RefSeq, a predicted model, not a curated record
AAGCUCUCGCGAAUGACAAAGCUGUUUGUUAUUCCGGCAACCGUUCUGUGUAAUUAGAAACUGCGAUUAGAAAUUGCAGUACUACUUAACUAUCACUAUGUUUCGGAACCAAUACGACAAUGAUGUUACUGUCUGGAGCCCGCAAGGCCGACUUCAUCAAGUCGAAUAUGCAAUGGAAGCCGUGAAACAAGGUUCGGCUACGGUUGGUUUAAAGAGCUCUGACUAUGCUGUUCUUGUGGCCUUAAAACGAGCUUCCUCCGAGCUGUCUGCUCAUCAGAAAAAAAUCAUCCCGAUCGACAAUCAUUGCGGCAUUGCCAUAGCCGGUUUAACAGCUGAUGCUAGGCUAUUAAGCAAGUACAUGCGCACCGAAUGUUUAACAAAUCGUUUUUCUCGUGAUUCGCCUUUGGCUAUCAACAGAUUAGUUUCUCGCCUUGGCAACAAGAUGCAAGUCUGCACUCAACGUUACGAUCGCCGUCCAUAUGGUGUGGGUCUGUUGGUUGCCGGUUACGAUGAUCUGGGGCCCCACAUCUACCAAACUUGCCCUUCCGCCAACUAUUUCGACUGCAAAGCCAUGGCCAUCGGAGCGAGGUCUCAGUCUGCGAGAACAUAUUUAGAGAAAUACCUCGACACUUUUAAAGACUGCGUUCUAGAAGAGCUGGUGAAGCAUGGCCUCAGGGCCCUACGAGAAUGCCUACCGAACGAAGUGGAGUUGAAUCCAAAGAACGCGUCAGUGGCGAUAGUCGGGAAGGACAUGGAUUUCACCGUCUUCGAAGAUGAGAGAGUGGCACCGUAUUUGGAUGCCAUUAGGGAUGAUGAACGCCCACGCCGUGGUGGAGCAUCUGGUGGCGAUGUGCCACCGCCCAGCGAUCGCCCAGAUGACAGCUCCAAGCAUCCCGAGCCAGAGGUUGCCGUGGAAACCAUGAGUGUAGAUUAAAGAGGAAUUGGAUAUCUUUUAUAUGUUGGUUCAUGUCACUACUUUAACGGAGAUGUCUAAGUAUGAUUCAUUAAAAAAUUGUUU